AUGGCUUGGUAUAUGCGCAUUGGCCAGAUGUCCCUCUUUGGCCUGCUGAUGGACGUGUAUCUGUUGAAGUUUGGCUUUGACCAGGCCAGUGUCCAGAACCGCAGCGGGUUCAUGUAUCAAAUUAUCACCAUGGCCACGGUGCUUGGCAGCAUGAAUGCCAUGGCCAAUUUCCCCGAACUCCGGGACAUGUACCUGCGCGAACGCAAGGAGAAGCUCUACAAUGCAUUCCAGUUCUUCGCGGCCUACACCAUGCACAGCUUGCCCUCCAGCAUCGUGGCAUCCUUCCUCUUUAGCCUGCUCACAUACUUCCCGCUGGGGAUGCAGCAGGACUCCGGCACCUAUGCCUCCUAUCUGGGCGUCGUGUUGAUCCUGCACCUAUUUGGCGAAUGCCUUGGGGUUUGUCUGCUCGCCCUCACGCGAGAUGUCACCCUGGCAAAUAGCCUGGCCACCAUGAUAAGUGCCAUGUUCAGUCUCGUCGGAUCCGGCUUCAUUCGCAGCCUCGAGACGAUGCCCCUACCACUGAAGAUGCUUGGCUGGGCGACGCCCAACAAGUAUGCCACCGAGGUAUGUGUCCGGCCCAGUGCAACAUGAGGCCUCUUCCUCGCGGCCGCCCCCCCCCCCCUGUGCACCGGCAGGGCGAGGGGAGGGUCUCGAGAAGCCGGCCCUUUUUCGAGGGAGUUGCAUUUUUUUUCCCCCGCCACCUGCGGGUCGGGCGCGGUGUGCUAACACACGCGCAUAUCACGUUCCGCGAAUGCAAAUGAUGAAGAUCCUGGUUGCGGGGCAAAUUGGCGGGCUGGAGCUGAAUUGCGACAACCCGAAAUUCCCCUGCCGCUAUUUGAGCGGCGACCAGUUCCUGGAGAUGUUCUACCCGAAUGCCGUGAAGAACUUCGCCUACAACUGGAUCGGCGUCAGCGGCUUCCUGGUCGUUAUCUCGGCCAUCGCCGUCUUCUUGGUCGCCUUCGACCGGACGAGGGUCACCAGCUAGUUGUGUGCCUCCCCGCGAUGCGAGGGGGUGUCCCGGGAAACGGGGCGAUAUUAUGGUCCCAGUUUACCUGGCGUCAAACCCGCGUACCAUCCUCCCGCCGGCUCUUUCUUUCGCGCGCGCACCGUCUUGCUAUGUCCCUCGGGUGGCAUGUUGCACACGCCGGUAGGGGUGAGGAAGACCGGGGGGGGGGGGUGGAGGAGGG
This is a messenger RNA of Fonticula alba, 1187 nucleotides long. RefSeq lists its product as hypothetical. Lineage: Eukaryota; Rotosphaerida; Fonticulaceae. The record is from RefSeq and is a predicted model, not a curated record. Gene Ontology annotation, cellular component: plasma membrane. The coding region runs from base 1 to 591 and encodes 196 amino acids. Gene Ontology annotation, biological process: cholesterol homeostasis. Gene Ontology annotation, molecular function: ABC-type transporter activity. The transcript has 3 exons.